Molecule: messenger RNA, 1617 nt
Organism: Sesamum indicum (sesame)
Lineage: Eukaryota; Viridiplantae; Streptophyta; Magnoliopsida; Lamiales; Pedaliaceae
Product: patellin-4
Molecular function (GO): lipid binding
Source: RefSeq, a predicted model, not a curated record
CCAACACCAUUUCUUUCUUUUUCUUGUUUUCUCUUCUCAGGUAAGAAAUCGGCAAGAAAUCUUGUUUCAUUUCUGGAUACCAUCAUCUUCCCUGAUAGCCAAUCACAAAUCUAAGUCUGGGGUUACCGGCGGGCGUAUCUUUGCCGGUCCAAGAUGGAACCACCAGAGCUGGAAAACCCACAGUCAAAAAAUAUGCAGGAGGAAAGGUCUGAUGAGGAUGCAAGCGACCAUGACAGCGAAGAAGAAGAAUGUGAUGUAGCCGAGAUGAAGAAAACAAGAAGCAAGUCUCUGGUUGAGUUCCGAUUCAGGGUGGAAGAAGCAAUUCGUGGAAACUAUCUUCUUGGCAGAAAGAACGACGAAGGCGAAAAUGCUGAGAAUUUCAGGGACAUCAGGUUGUGGGGUGUGCCUUUGUUGCCCAGUCAUGGCCACGAGGGAACAGAUACUGUUCUGAUGAAGUUCUUGAAAGCCAAGCGUUACAAGGUGCACGAGGCGUUCACGUUGCUCCGCAAGACCCUCAAAUGGCGGGGCGAUUUUCGGCCUGAUGAAGUUGUUGGUGAAGAGUUUAGGCCCGAGAUCAUUGACUUGUGGUUCACAAGCGGAAGGGAUAAAAUAGGCCGCCCUUUGUGUUACAUUAUUUUGGGGAAGGAAUGGCAGAAGAAAAUGUUGAGCACAGAGGAGUAUUUGAGGUGGAGGGUUCUGUGUCUGGAAAAAGGAAUUCAAAAUCUGAGUUUUCGACCAGGUGGUGUGGAUUCUCUUAUUCAGAUCAUUGAUUUGAAGAAUUCUCCUGGAACUGCGUCAAAGGAGGUCAAAUUGAUCUGCAAGAGGAUCAUAGCUAUGCAUCAGGAUAACUAUCCAGCCCUUGUCUACAAGAAUUUGAUCAUAAAUGUUCCGUCUUGGUUUAUGGCUCUCAACACUUUAAACCUACGGCUGAUCACACAAAAAAGCAGGAAUAAAUUCAUAUUUGUGAAGUCAUCAAGAGUCACAGAAACACUUCUCAAGUAUGCCACAGCAGAAAACUUACUAGUCGAAUAUGGUGGCCUGAAAAGAGAAAAUGACACCGAGUUCUCAACAGAUGACAAAGUUCUUGAAGUAAAUAUCAGGCCAGGUACCACCGAGGUCAUUCAGAUACCAGCCAAUGAGGUAGGGGUAACUGUGACAUGGGAUGUGACUGUGGUUGGAUAUGAAGUGGGAUACAAAGAAGAAUUUGUACCAGACGACGAUUGCUCAUACAUUGUCUUGAUUCAGGAGAAGAAAAUGUUAGAGAGCAUCAGAAAUUCCUUUCAUAUAAGGGAACCAGGGAAAUUAGUCAUAACUAUAGUUAACGGAGCAUACACAAAGAAAAAGGCUUUCUAUAGGUACAAGAGCUGCCCCAGUGUGCCUAUGUAUAUGUUGAUUAAGUCAUAUAAGCCUUCUCUCACCCUGUAAUCCGAUUCCAAGUUACUCCCACUUUGGUCGAUCUUUUGUUGUUCAAUGCAAAAAAGUGGGCUGUUUGAACUUUUAAAAGAAGGAUGUAAGCAAUUCAGCAUAAUUUGCUGUCAAACUUGUUUUGUUUUAGUUGAUAACCACACUGUAUGCUUAUAACUUGUCUGUUGUGUUUCUGUCAAGAUUAAUUAGGCA